This is a messenger RNA of Endocarpon pusillum Z07020, 492 nucleotides long. RefSeq lists its product as uncharacterized. The coding region runs from base 1 to 492 and encodes 163 amino acids. The record is from RefSeq and is a predicted model, not a curated record. The transcript has a single exon. Lineage: Eukaryota; Fungi; Ascomycota; Eurotiomycetes; Verrucariales; Verrucariaceae.
AUGUCGACCCAUCUUUCACCCACCGCUUUCAAUGCUGGCCAGGUGUCUCCAUCCCUUUCAAUGAUCCUAUCACGUCAAGGCACCCCAACCAAGACGAUCAGAACAUCCGACCUCAAGGAAUCCAGCUACAAUUUCUCGAAUGGUGAUGACAAUGUGAAUCAUGCCCAAAGCUGGCAGACGACCGUUUGGCUCUCAAAUCCGGAGACGUAUGAUUGCUGCAUGAGACGCAGAGAGAAUGGAGACGAAGUCGACAUAAAUCAGCUCUUUGCACGAUUGCGAGAAGUGGGUCUGGAUCAGAACCAAAGGAGCAGUGGUACAAUGUCACAAAAGACGACAUGUACAAGUGCUGAGGGUAUACCCUCUUCAUUAUAUCUGUCCUCUUUUAACUUUUUCUCAGGCUCCACCUUGCCGGUCGGAGAAUCUUCAAGUAAGCCAUUACGAGCGGUCGCUGGAAUCACUUUGGACAUGGACUUUGAUGGCAAAUUAGAUUAA